This is a messenger RNA of Oikopleura dioica, 507 nucleotides long. NCBI's taxonomy places the organism in Eukaryota, Metazoa, Chordata, Appendicularia, Copelata, Oikopleuridae. The record is from the annotation of a GenBank genome assembly.
AUGGGCGAUGAUCAGAACCGGGCGAAGCUUUUGUUAGCUCGACAGUUGGCCGACUUGCAAAAGACUGCUAAUGAUGGAUUUAGCGCGGGGUUGAUUGGCGAUGAUAUCUUUCGUUGGGAAGUGAUCAUUAUUGGACCUCCUGAGACAGCCUAUGAAGGUGGAUAUUUCAAAGCUCGACUCACAUUCCCAAAAGACUACCCAAUGAAGCCGCCGAAGCUUACCUUCAUUUCAAAAAUGUGGCACCCGAACGUCCACAGCAACGGGGACGUCUGCAUUUCGAUCCUUCACGAUCCUGGAGAUGAUAAAUACGGCUAUGAAAAAGCGAGCGAGAGAUGGCUACCCAUCCAUACUGUUGAGACAAUCCUGAUCUCCGUCAUUUCGAUGCUUGCUGAUCCCAACGACGAGUCCCCAGCCAACAUCGACGCUGCCAAGAUGUGGCGCGAGUCAAAGAAGGAAUUCACCAAGCGGGUGGCACAAACCGUCCGCCGUAGUCAAGAAGAGCUCUGA